UGGUUGGAGGUGAUUCGCCCAAACAAAGUGUACCGGACCAGCUAAAAACCUAGUACAACAACCAUGUAAACCUACAAAAAUGCAGCCAAAACGGACAGAAACCAUGGAGGGAAACCCACACAACACAAGGGAAACAUCCUAGCAGUGUUCUAGCAGUAUAAAUCGUCCAACAACAUGGCGAAACCCGUGGUUUUGGACACGGACAGCGGAGAGCUGGAGGAGAUCGGGCGCCGUCUCCAUGACGAUGGGCUGGACCCGGAGGUGGACGAUGAGCUGAAGCUCCGCCAUGUCUGGCGCCUGUACCAGAGGUCAGAGGUCAGCCUGAAGUCUGCCCUUGCCGACAUCCAGGACCUCAAACUGCAGCAGGCCGAGGAGAUGAAGGAGGUGGAGAACUAUGUGGAGCACAUCCGGAGUCUGUCUGAGGAGAGAGAGGCGCUCACCAGCGAGUUCGAGGCGGAAAACGAGAUUCUGCGCAACGAACUGGAGCAGCGCAAGAUAGAGUGUGAUGCCAUAGCAGAAGUACGAGAGAUGUUACAACAAGAGGGCCUGCAGCAGGUGGCUGAGUCCGGGCUAAGUGAACAGGUGGCCUACCUGCUGGUAGAGAGAGCCAGGCUAAUGGAUGAACUCGAGACGGCAGCAGAGAAGAGACAGCCACACGUGAUGAACAGCAGUGCUGACGUGGACCAGCUGAGACAGCUGCUGGAGAGGGAGCGGGCUGACCACGAGGAGGAGCUGAGACAGCAGAGAGAGAACAUGAUGAGGGUCAAGGAGAGCCUCACCAAGGUUCAUGAUCAUGAGCUACAUGAGCUGAGCAGGUCCAAAGAUGAGUUAGAGGAAGAACUUGGUCUGGCCAGGAGUCAGCUUCUUAAGUCUCAGGAGUUCAAGAUGGACCAAGACAGUCUUGAUGCAGCCAAACUGACAGCAGAGUUGGAGACUGCGAGGGAGGACCUACAACAGGAUCUGGACCAGCUACAGGCCAGGUUCAGCCGGGUUGAACAGGAGAGAGAUGCACUGCAGAAAGAGGUGUCAAGACUACAGCUUGAACAGAGAGAAGACAGGACCAAACUGGACAAACAGGUGUCCUCGCUGGACCAGAACACACACAGCCUCAAACAACAGCUGGACAAGAGCAAGAAAGAACUCAGCGACUCACAGGCGUCCUGUCGGACAUUAGAGGAUGAGAAACGAUCCCUGGAGAUGAGACUAGAGUUUGCGAAGAAGGACCUGGAAGCAGUGAAAGAGAGAGAGAGACAGGCUGUCACACAAAAGGAGAGUUUGGCAUCAUCUGGUGAAGGGGCACAGAGAAGGCUGAACAUCCAGAUAUCCGAGCUGCAGAGUGAGAAGGAGCACCUGCAGCGGCAGCUACAGGACACCCGCGGGGACCUGCAGAGGGAACGCACACGCAGCCGCGAGAUGAGCGCACAGGUGUCAGAAACACAGCUGCAGCUGGAGAGGAUGCACAGUCUACAGGAGGAGGUGAACUCCUUAGAGACAGAGAAGACAUUACUACAGGAGAAGACUUACGAGGAGUCCAAACACAGACAACAGCUGCAGAGAGACUUGGACGAUCUCAAGUCACAGUUUCAGCAGGAGAAAAUGGAGCUGCAGAGCAAAGUGGAGAAACAGAAGAAGGAGACGAGAGAAGCUCAGCUGGCCCUGGAGGCAGCCAAUCGGGAGAAAGAACUGCUACACAUCCAACACAAGUCACAUGACCAGGGAGACAAGGUGUCGGAGCUCUCAGCCAGACUACAGGGUAUGGAGACAGAGAGGGAGGGUCUGAAAAGGACCAGUCAGCUACUGGAGGAUACAAACAAGCAUCUGGAGGAAAAGCUUGCCAGUUCAGAGCAGUCAUGUGAUGACCUCAGGGACACAGUGCAACUGCAGAAAAAUGUCAAUGCAGACCUGUCCACACAGCUAGAGGAGGCGACAGAGCGGGCGGGUAACGCUCGGCGGGAGACGGCAAACCUACGGGACCAGGUCAGCCGUCUGAGCGGACAGCUACUGGAGCAGAGGGACGAAACACGGGACAAACUGUCCCAUCUGGAGUCUGAAGUCGCUGACCUUCAGUCCCAGUUGGAGAGGGAGAAGAGCCGGUCCAAACUGGAGACCAGCUCCGUACAGUCACAGCUGGAGGAGGCUGAGUCAAGGUGUGCGUCUCUCAGGAGUCAGCUGGACAAUAAGAACCAGGAGCUGCAGAGUGCCCAUGUUCAGGCAGGCAGGGUUCAGUCUGACACCUCCUCACUUCAGGCUAAACUGGAGGCAGAGAAACGUCUGAGACAGGACACUGAGGACAGGAACAACAUGCUGGAACAGGAGGUCACAAAGGUCUGGGGACAGAUGAAGGAGGGUUUGGAGAGAUCUUCACGUGCAGAGUCAGAGAGGGACCAACUCAAGCAGCAGUUAGACAUGUACAAGAGCAGACAGGGCAGCAACAGGGAGAACAUGGAGACAGCUAGAACUCGAGCUGAGGAGGCUGAGAGACAGGUGAAGGAAGCUCAGUAUAAACUGCAGAGAGUGGCGGAGGAGGCCAGGAGGUCCAAGGACGAACUGGAGAGGAAGAACAACGACCUUUCAGCCCUGAGGAGACAGCUUCAAGAAGAGAAGAUGGACAGGGUGCGGACAGACCAGCAGCUGGAGAGCGCGCGGCAGGAGCUGGGUCAGCUGAGGGACAUGGAAGCGAGGCUGAAGGUCACCAACUCUAAACUGCAGCACAAGGUCAUGUCAGUGGACGAGGAGAACAAGUCUGUGGCAGACAUGCACCAGCUGUCUGAGCUGGGUAAACAGGCGAUGCUGCGUCAGGUGCAGACCCUGCAGCAGGAGGUGGAGACCCUGCAGCGGCAGCUCGUGGAGGCCACCAGUAAACUUGACCUGCAGAUCAGGAGAUACGACCAGAGGAAGCUCAAGUACAAGAACAAGAUUAACAGGGCAAAGGACAUUAUCCAGCGAGAGAAGGGGAUGAGAGAAGAAGCGGUCCACUCGACAGAGGAGGAGCUGAGCAGAGUGAAGUCCCAGCUACAGAGGGAACUGGACUGGAAGAAAAGUCUGGACGCUGACCACAAGAAACUCCUGCAGGACAAGAGAGACUUGUUAACCAGAUUGACAGAGGCAGAUGAAAGUGUACGUGACAUGAAGAGGACUGUGUCAUCGACAGAGUACCGGUGUCGGUUCCUGGAGCAGGAGAACUCCCAGAUGCAGGAGAGACUGGACAACCUGAACAGACAGAAGGACAGACUGGACAGACUGGUGCGCGACUACAGGAUAGAGAAACAGAGAGAGGCCAUCACCAGAUCCCUGACGUCCAUUCCCCAGUCGUUGGACUCAGAGUUUGUCUCGGCGCGCCCCAGCAGUGGUCUGGGCACAUCUCUCAGCUCACACAUCUUAGAUGGGCAGCCUGACCUGGGCACACCUUACCACCACUCCUCACCCAUCUUAAACAGUUACCUGAGUCAGAUGAACUACUCACCUGGGACAGAGGAGGACCUAGAUAACUCCACGUACUGAGAACACACAACUACAAGUUAGUAGAAAUUCUUCGAUCAGUGACUGUAUUUUUGUAAGGUAGAUUAC
Molecule: messenger RNA, 3567 nt
Organism: Branchiostoma belcheri (Belcher's lancelet)
Lineage: Eukaryota; Metazoa; Chordata; Leptocardii; Amphioxiformes; Branchiostomatidae
Product: myosin heavy chain, non-muscle-like
Exons: 26
Coding region: 175-3501 (1108 amino acids)
Source: RefSeq, a predicted model, not a curated record